AUUUGACAAGGUUGGUUAAUAUCUUGCUGCUAGAUAGAUCAAAUAUGAUGCGAGAGUCAUCUUCGCAAAUGAAUUGCAAUGCUAUUGUUGACUCUAAUCAGCUUUGGCAAACUUCAACGGAUAGUCGUAAACAAACCACGUCGGAUAUAGACAAACUCAUUCAAAAAGACCACGAACGACUUCAACAAUAUGUCACCGAAAAGGAACAAAAUGAACAGCUCAAACGAACUGAAAAAGGCUAUCAUUUCAAGCAAUUUUAUAAUCACUUCAAUUCUAGUAUCAAUAAGAUUAGCAGUAGCAGUUCACUUUCAUUUAAAAAAAAUACCAAGAGUAGUUCUCCUGUAACACCGCUUGUUGCAUUAACAGAAUCAAGACAGGCUGAAGUCUUCAAACUAUCCGUUAUCGACCAGAACGGCACGUAUGAACCACCUUCACCACCGCUUUCCUCGAAUAGUAAAAGAGAUCAUUGGGUAGAAGUGUACGAAGAGGAUAUUAUGGACUUUUGGCUGCCUAGUCGAAAUUGUUUAACUGUCCAACAAAAUGAGAACAAGCAUGAAUUUUUUACUCCCUCUACGAUUGUUCCUUAUAGUUACCAUGCCAUAUCAAUAUCGCAAACACCUUCAAAAACUUGUACAGUUCUAAAAGUUCCACCACUCAAAGAAAGCUGUUCAACAUCGACUAUAGCAUCAAGAUCGUCGGCUGAAACAGUUACUUUGUGACAAAGACACAAUUUGCACGAAGUCAUUUCAAAGGUCGAAUGUCUCGUCCUUUAUCUAUCCUAUUAUUGAUAAAUAUUCUUUUCUUUCUUACCCGCGUUUAAAAUGAGUAUACUAUUAUAAGACAACAUAUAGGAGCUAGUUUAUAGUUGAAAUUUUCUUCUAUGAUUAUUAUGGUCAUGCUGGUAACGGCAACAGUGACAAGGGGUUGUAAUCAAUUGAACCGGAACAAUCGGAUUCCCAAUGAGACUCUCAUUAUGAAUGCAGGUUGAUAUAAUUGCCAGAGCUUCUUUUGCCGAACCAAAGAUAAUCCCAUACAAAGCUUAUUAUACUAGGUUAAUUAUACAAAUCAUCUAUCUGUUGUUUAUUUCAGUGAAAACUGCAAGUUAGAAUAUAAAUUGAUAGAGUACCAUGGAGUGAAUUUCCAUACACAUUCUUGUUAAUUAGUUGUCAAAUUUGGUCAAAAGCCAUGAUUUAACACGCGG
Messenger RNA from Mycotypha africana, 1201 nucleotides. RefSeq lists its product as uncharacterized. The record is from RefSeq and is a predicted model, not a curated record. NCBI's taxonomy places the organism in Eukaryota, Fungi, Mucoromycota, Mucoromycetes, Mucorales, Mycotyphaceae. Bases 45 to 719 code for a protein of 224 amino acids. The transcript has a single exon.